Messenger RNA from Pungitius pungitius (ninespine stickleback), 3327 nucleotides. It is a transcript of the gene pomt2, whose product is annotated as protein-O-mannosyltransferase 2. NCBI's taxonomy places the organism in Eukaryota, Metazoa, Chordata, Actinopteri, Perciformes, Gasterosteidae. The transcript is spliced from 21 exons. Gene Ontology annotation, cellular component: endoplasmic reticulum; membrane. Gene Ontology annotation, biological process: protein O-linked glycosylation via mannose. The coding region runs from base 465 to 2756 and encodes 763 amino acids. The record is from RefSeq and is a predicted model, not a curated record. Gene Ontology annotation, molecular function: dolichyl-phosphate-mannose-protein mannosyltransferase activity.
CCGUUGUAACUGUGAUGCUAACGGCAGCCUUUCAAUAAGAAAACGGUAACUUCAGUUAGCUACAGGCGAACGACACCGUUAGCAAUUUACCAAAUAUUACCGUGCGGAAAGCCGCUUUUUGACGAGUUAGCAAGCCGGCUGCGGUACGUUUAGUCUUAACAACGUGGUGCAAUGUGACAGAAACUGUUAUGGGUGAUCAAUUGUUGACUGAAAUGUGAGUAAUUUACUGUCAAUAUCGCCCGUUUUUAUAUAAUGCUCCCGUAUUAAAGCUUACUAAUCCUAACGUUAUCGGUGAUAAAUGUGGUUAUUUGCCCCAGACACCGCAGUUACGCACCUUCUUGCCACAUCAAACCCAUCUAUUAGCUACUCAUGUAAUCUAUGACAUAACGCUUAGGUAGUAGCACACCUAACGUCACGUGGUUUGGAAGGGCUUCCGGUCACUUUAUCCCAGGGUUCAUUUCCUCAUGGCAAAGAAGGAAUGCAUAGCAGGGCUGAGCACAACAGGGGCCACUUCGACACUCAGGAACAGGAAGACGUUCCCCACGUCGGCAAAGGUCCCCCGAACCCCGCCGAGGGACAGAAGCAGCCCACCUGCUGCACACCUGCCGGAAGGCGGCCUCUGCUCGUCCAACGGGGCCCCCGCUCGGCCCUCGGCUGGAGGAGGCGUCAGCGAGGGUCCCUGGCGUCUGCUGGUGCUGCUGGUGGUGGCGGUGCUGUCGUUCUCCACGCGCCUCUACAAGAUAACAGAGCCCCCUCACGUGUGCUGGGACGAGACCCACUUCGGAAAGAUGGGAAGCUACUACAUCAACAGGACCUUCUUUUUCGAUGUCCACCCUCCUCUCGGAAAAAUGCUGAUCGGUCUCGCCGGCUACAUGACCGGUUAUGACGGCACCUUUCCUUUCACGAAGCCAGGGGAUAAAUAUGACCACCACAACUACUGGGGGAUGAGAGGAUUUUGUGCCGUGUUGGGCUCCUUUCUCCCAAUCUUUGCCUACCUCAUAGUGCGGGAGUUAUCUCAGUCGCACACUGCCGCUCUCGUCACGGCCACGCUGCUCAUAUUCGACACGGGCUGCAUCACCAUUUCCCAGUACAUCCUGUUAGACCCCAUACUCCUGUUCUUCAUCAUGGCAGCCGUGCUGAGCAUGGUCAAGUUCAACCAGCAGAGAUACAGGCCUUUUGCUUGGUCCUGGUGGCUGUGGCUGGUCCUGACUGGGGUGAGCCUCGCCGGGGCCCUGGGGGUGAAGUUUGUGGGUCUGUUUGUCAUCCUGCUGGUGGGACUGCACACCGUCUGGGACAUGUGGGGGCUUCUGGGGGACCUGAGCCUCUCACUGGUGGACGUUACAAAGCACUUCCUGGCUCGGGUCGCUGGCCUCAUCGUGCUUCCAGUCUUCCUCUACGUCACGAUCUUUGCAAUCCACUUUGUUGUGCUGAACAAAAGCGGACCGGGCGACGGCUUCUUCAGUUCAGCCUUUCAGUCCCGUCUCAUUGGGAACAAUCUAUACGAUGCCUCCAUGCCGGAGUACCUGGCGUAUGGCUCCACCAUCACAGUGAAAAACCUCCGUAUUGCUGGAGGCUAUUUACACUCUCACUGGCACUUGUACCCAGAGGGAGUGGGAGCCAGGCAGCAGCAGGUGACAGCCUACCUCCACAAGGACUAUAACAACCUGUGGCUGGUUCAUAGAAAGGAUGAUAAUGAAUCCACUUCUGGGACACCUGAUCUUGUUCGUCAUGGCGACAUCAUUCGACUGGAGCACAAAGAAACAACCCGUAACCUUCACGGUCACCUCCACGAGGCUCCUCUGACUAAGAAGCACUUCCAGGUCACAGGCUACGGCGUUAAUGGCACGGGGGACACCAAUGACCUGUGGCAGGUGGAGGUGUGUGGAGGCCGGAAGGGAGACCUGGUGAAGGUGCUGCGUAGCAAAGUGCGCUUUCUGCACCGAGCCACCGGCUGUGUCCUCUACUCGUCUGGAAAGACUCUCCCAAAGUGGGGCUGGGAACAGGUGGAGGUGACCUGCAGCCCCUACCUGAAGGAGACUCCGAGCUCUCAGUGGAACAUUGAAGAUCACAUCAACCCCAAAUUGCCCAACAUCAGCUUGUCCGUGUUGAAGCCCCAUUUCCUGGAGAUCUUACUGGAGUCCCACAUCGUUAUGAUAAGAGGCAACAGUGGCCUGAAACCCAAAGACAACGAGAUGAACUCCAAACCCUGGCACUGGCCCCUCAACUACCAGGGUUUGAGGUUUUCCGGCGUGAACGACACAGAGUACCGCGUUUACCUGCUGGGGAACCCGGUGGUCUGGUGGAUGAACCUGGCCGGUUUGGGGUUGUACCCUAUCGCGGCGGCGGCGGCGUCUGUAGCCCUCCGGAGAGGUUUCUCGUUGGGCCAAAAGAGACGAGAGCAUGCUGCCGUGCUUCAGGGAGGAGGAGGGCUGCUGCUCCUCGGUUGGCUGCUGCACUACGCGCCUUUCUACUCGAUGGGGCGCGUCCUCUACUACCACCACUACUUCCCCGCGAUGCUCUUCAGCAGCAUGCUAACAGGAAUUACAUUCGACGUUCUGUUGAAAAGCACCGACCUGCUUCUCCACCCACCUCAUUCCGAUUGGCUGCAGAGACUCGGCCAUGUGGCGCUUCUGCUUAGUGUGCUCUACAGUUUCUACCUGUUCCAUCCUCUCUCCUACGGCAUGACGGGUCCUCUGGCACACGAGCCGGGCAGCGCCAUGGCUGGCCUGAAGUGGAUGGACUCCUGGGAGUUCUAGUUCGCUCUGCCCAUAGAAGACGCUAAUAUUCUUAUGAAUUUGAGGGGCUUUCAACCACGUGACUCCCAUGCUGAAGGUUUUACAGUGUUUACAUAAGAAGAUAAAAGGUACUGACUGCACACACUGCUGUUGAGUAUGUCUCAGUAUUGUUGUCUAUAAUGUGUAAAGUGCUUGAUGAAACAGACCUGAAUUAGUGUAAUAUGGAACCAGAGAGUGUGUUGAGUUUUAGAGAGUGAAGUUCUAAACACUUCCUCACCGAGCUGCCUUAACUUCCAACACAUCUGAGACUUGUAUGUGGAUAUGUGUAUGCUGUGUGUCACAGUGAUAUAAGCUAAAGUGCCAGAAACGAAGAAAUCUGAAAGGGUGCAUCUCUGUCGGUUUUAAAGAAAGCACUUUGUUAUAGGCUUUCAGAGACUGUAUUUUCAUUUGAGGUUGUGUUUGGUCUUAGUGCCCGGUAUUUUUUUAUAUAGCACUUGGCCGUCAGUGCUUUCCAGUACUGGCCAUGUUUUUACAUCAUUAGAUUACUACUUACUCUGUAUCAUGUACAUCAUUAAACUGGGAUAUUCUUGUA